Molecule: messenger RNA, 1767 nt
Organism: Microsporum canis CBS 113480
Lineage: Eukaryota; Fungi; Ascomycota; Eurotiomycetes; Onygenales; Arthrodermataceae
Exons: 2
Coding region: 1-1767 (588 amino acids)
Source: RefSeq, a predicted model, not a curated record
AUGGAUAUACCCCUAGCAACUCGCCUUAGCCAACUCCAACAAGCUCUCCCAGCUAUAUAUACAAAAAUCGGUUAUCAUGAAAUGUGGGGGGUUGACCUGGUCAAAGGAGACCCGAAACUCAUUGAGACAAUACUUACAAAGUUCUUUAUCAAGGCUUCUGCCCUACAUGCCCUGAUUAUAGAGAGGACAUGCAUGUCCAUCAAGGACACUCUGUCCUGGCGAAAAACAGUCAAACCAUACCCCUUUCCUUUCAAGAAAAUGCCAGAGCUCUCCAGUUUUGUGCACAUUACUCUUUGUAAAGGCCAUCACGUCAUGUGGAUUAAGCUCGACGAAGAAGCUCUGAAGAAAUACAGGCUCCUGUUCGAGCCUUUAAGGUACUCAGGGAGCAUAUCAAAUAUAGUCAUAGGACUUCUAGAGGCUCUAAUGGUCGUUCUUCUUCAAUCUACUUCUAUAUCUGGUGACUUGAAGGCUUCGUUCGUUGUCGACUGCCGUCCAUCCAACUUACCGCCACUCCGGUUAGAAAAAUUCGGCAGUUUUAUCUUCAAUGUGAGAGCUGCUCUACAGUCCAUUCAACAGCAUAUCUCUUCAUACUAUCCUGGGAUCCUCUCACGGUUUUAUAUCAUCAACCCAUUCCUAGAGGAGUUCUAUAAAUUGAAGUUGCCUGAUGAUGUUCUACAGAAAAUAUCUAUACUUCAAAAAAAAAGCGAGCUAGCCAAGUACCUGGGGGAUGGAAUACCUGUUCAAUAUGGCGGCAGCGGCAGACCAUUAUCUGAGAAUGACUGUCUCUCAACUCAGAAGCUUGUUGAUGACCAUUUUCUAACACAUUCCAAUCGAGGAACGAUCCGGGACAACAAUUUAACACAGCCAGAAGCACAAAAAGCGGACCCCGAUAGCCCAAAACCUAAAGGAGUGCAAACACACUUCAGCUACUCAAAGAUUGUUGGUUUUCCAUCCACUAUGUUAGACCCAAAGGACUUGGACGACUGGCCAGAUCUCUGCCCCGGAAAAGGAGGUGCUAGAGUUGUUCAUAUCGACUCUGGAAUGCUCGUCAAAUACGGUCACGGCGUCCGACUAGCAGAAGCAGAAGCGAUGCACUUAGUCGCUACAUCUACAACAGUGGCUGUACCACGCCUUAUUAGUGCAUAUAUUCUGGACGACGUCUGCUACAUUAUCAUGUCUUUUGAAGAAGGGAAGUUGUUAAGUUCCUUUUGGGAGCAUGCGAAUGAGGAGGAGCGCGAAAAGACUGUUUCAAGCCUGAAAGACUCUGUGAGGCAGAUUCGGGAUAUCAAAGGCACAUACAUUGGAGGACUGGGCCAGACUUCGUGCAGAGAUCCAAUUUUCGAUGCAUGGUGGGGAGAUAAGCCAAUUGAAUAUGGCCCCUUCGAAUCUGAAUCUGCUUUCAAUGAAGGAAUUAUCCAAGCUAUGCGGAAUAGAUUUCCACCCAAUCCACGCCCGAUUGACCCUGAAUCGCCUCGUCAUGUUUCAGAAUACAUUAAUCACCAGACAGUUAGGGGCUUGAAAGGCCAUCAGAUCGUCUUUACUCACGGUGACCUGCGCCCUGAUAACAUCAUUGUCAAGCCAGACUGCAGUGUCGUUUUUAUCGAUUGGGGCCUCUCUGGAUACCGGCCUGAAUACUGGGAAUACUACCGCGUCAUGGUUACAAUCCCUAUUAAGGAAUCUUGGGAUUUGGUGGUAGAGAAAUAUAUACCCCCCUAUUACAUUGAAACAGCAAUCAUGAGGCGCAUUGCUGCAAUUAUGUGGAAUUAA